AUCUCGUUUCCGAUUACACCUACCGACCGAUUUCAAUGUCGAGAUCCUAGGGUUUUGAAAUCUCAGUGCUUUCUUUCAGAAUCGAUUCAAACGUCCACUAAUCGCUGAAAUCAGUUCUAGGGUUCACUUUACCUAAUAUAAUUCUAUACAAUCCAGGGGGUUUUCAUUCCACUGGAUUUUUCUCAACUAUGGACCUCGAACAGAAGCAAGAAGAAUACAUCGCCUACUUCGUUAAGCAAGCCUCUUCCCUUAAAGGUUCGUCUCUAGCGGACGUCGUCAUUGAAGCGACUUCUCAUCCAUCACUCUUCGCUUUCUCCGAGAUUCUUGCUGUUCCCAAUGUUACCGAGCUUCAAGGAACCGAAAAAUCUGUUUAUCUUCACUUGCUUCGUCUGUUUGCUCAUGGGACAUGGAGUGACUACAAAGAUAAUGCUGGUCAGCUUCCAGCGUUGGUACCUGACCAAAUCCUCAAACUUAAGCAACUUACUGUGCUUACAUUGGCUGAGUCCACUAAGGUUUUGCCUUAUGAUGUGCUGAUGCAGGAGCUAGAUGUUUCAAAUGUGCGGGAACUAGAAGAUUUUCUUAUCAAUGAGUGCAUGUAUGCUGGUAUAGUAAGAGGAAAGCUGGAUCAAUUGCGAAGAUGCUUUGAGGUUCAAUUUGCAGCAGGAAGGGAUUUAAGACCAGUGCAAGUGGAUACAAUGAUAGAAACAUUAGCUAACUGGUUGAAUACGUCAGAUGAGCUUCUUGUAUCGAUCCAUGAUAAGAUAAGAUGGGCAGACAGCAUGAGUGAUUUGGACAGGAAACAUAAGAAAGAAGUGGAAGAGAAAGUUGAGGAUGUAAAAAAAGUACUCUCCAUAAAGGUCAGGUUGCGAUAUAGUCUUACUUACGUUGUGGCAGAAGUUGCACACUAUGAGCAGGCAGACGUUGACUUACGAGGGGGGCAUGAAGAGAUCUUCUCUGGACCUUCUGGAGUGAUGGACUUUGAGGAAGAACGCAGCCGACCUAAGAGGAGGCGCCAUCCGAUUCCUUGAAAGAACAAGAGUGGAGAUCAACAAAUGGGGGGUGGGGGCGUGAUCUUCUUGUUCUUCGUCCUCCUGCUGAGCCAGCCAUGUGCUGGCAAUCAGAAACUCUUUUAUUUUUCUCCAUGUUUGGAGAUUUGAUUUGAUUACUAGUGGAUCUUUUUAGUAGCAAAUUCCCCAGAAUUUCUUCCUCUUUUUAUCCAAUCUAUUUGUAGUGUUGUUAGUUACUGGAAGACCCAUAGAAGAAGAAAAUUACAGUAUUCAUUUAUUUGUUGCA
Messenger RNA from Impatiens glandulifera, 1293 nucleotides. Its product is annotated as COP9 signalosome complex subunit 7. The transcript is spliced from 9 exons. The record is from RefSeq and is a predicted model, not a curated record. Gene Ontology annotation, cellular component: COP9 signalosome. The coding region runs from base 189 to 1028 and encodes 279 amino acids. NCBI's taxonomy places the organism in Eukaryota, Viridiplantae, Streptophyta, Magnoliopsida, Ericales, Balsaminaceae.